Molecule: messenger RNA, 4220 nt
Organism: Andrographis paniculata
Lineage: Eukaryota; Viridiplantae; Streptophyta; Magnoliopsida; Lamiales; Acanthaceae
Product: aspartate carbamoyltransferase 1, chloroplastic
Exons: 6
Coding region: 312-1466 (384 amino acids)
Biological process (GO): amino acid metabolic process; 'de novo' pyrimidine nucleobase biosynthetic process
Molecular function (GO): amino acid binding; aspartate carbamoyltransferase activity
Source: RefSeq, a predicted model, not a curated record
UUCACACCAUCAUCAUCGCCAGACGCUGUUCAGAUUUUAGAACCGGCGGUUUCACAGGAGCUGGAACCGAACCGUUAAAAACUCGGGUUCGGUCCUGUUUCGGGGCGGUUCGGUUUGUAACCGGGCGGGUGAGCUGCAAGUUCCGAUCGUCACUUCCAAAAGUGCCGAAAUUCCAUUCCAUUUCAUUCCAUCCCAACCAAAUCAUCUUCGUCUUUCUCUGCCCUGCCGCCUUCCUCGGUUCUACAUCGUCCUCCGAGGCAGGGCACCAUCCUCGUCGUCUUAUAGUUUUCUUCUUCGUUGUGUUUGUUCUUAUGGCAUUGUCUUCUACUUUUUCGGGAUGGUCCUUGAAUGGGAACACACAUUGCUCCUAUGCUUCUAAAAGCAAUUCUUCGAUGAUUUGCAAUUAUGGGAAUGGAAUUUUCAAGCCAUCUGUAAAUAAGAGAUGGAGAGAAGGAAAAUUGUACAUGAUGAGCGAUGGCUUCCCGAGCAAAGCGUUGAAGGUUGAGACAAAACCUUUGUUUUCAACUGGGAGCAAGUUUCAUCUGACAGACAUUAUUGAAGCUCAACAAUUCGACCGAGAAACCCUAAGUGCCAUAUUCGAUGUAGCACUUGAUAUGGAAAUGAUCGAGAAGAGCCCCGUCAGAAGCCAACUUCUUCACGGAUAUCUGAUGGCCACACUAUUCUAUGAGCCCUCAACCAGAACUCGGCUUUCAUUCGAGUCUGCUAUGAAACGUUUAGGUGGGGAAGUCUUGACUACAGAAAAUGCACGGGAGUUCUCGUCAGCAGCAAAAGGGGAGACUCUUGAAGAUACCAUUAGGACAGUCGAGGGGUACUCAGACAUAAUAGUACUAAGACAUUUCGAAAGUGGGGCUGCCAAAAGGGCGGCAUUGACAGCUGGAAUUCCUGUUAUCAAUGCUGGAGAUGGCCCCGGACAGCAUCCGACUCAGGCCCUUCUGGAUGUUUAUACUAUUCAAAGAGAGAUUGGAAAACUUGAUGGUAUAAAAGUCGGGCUUGUUGGUGAUCUUGCUCACGGUAGGACAGUUCGCUCGCUUGCCUAUUUGCUCGCGAAGUACGAGGAUGUUAAGAUCUAUUUCGUGUCACCUGAAGUCGUAAGAAUGAAGGAUGAUAUAAAAGAUUACCUAACAUCCAAGGGAGUCAAAUGGGAAGAAAGCGCUGAUUUAAUGGAGGUGGCAUCGAAAUGUGACAUGGUGUAUCAAACUCGUAUCCAACGAGAAAGAUUUGAGGGGAGAGACGAUCUAUACGAAACAGCCCGGGGCAAAUACAUUGUGAAUAAGGAUGUGCUGAAUGUGAUGCAGAAACACGCAAUUGUGAUGCAUCCUCUACCCAGGCUUGAUGAGAUAACCGUGGAGGUUGAUCUUGAUCCAAGGGCUGCUUAUUUCAGACAAGCCAAGAACGGCCUCUAUGUCCGGAUGGCUCUCUUGAAGCUUUUACUUCUCGGUUGGUAAGGUUGUUAUUCCUCAUUUUGGACACCAUUAUUCUUCGUAUCCUUUAUAAGCCAUUCGAUUUUGGUCAGCCUAGAACCAUUCAUCCGUGGUAGGUUUUUUAAGGUAACUCUUGCCAAUUUUGAUCAUAGAAAUUUUCUCGUUUAUUGCUCAAAUAUAUAUGUAGUAAUAUUUACCAAUUACUACUUGGUUUCAGUCAAUUACUAAUUUACUAUCUAUCUUCCUCAGCACUCAGUAGCAUGUUUUCUCAUUUCUUGUAGGAAUAUAUUUGGAUUUAAUUCACUUGUUGAACUAACUAACUAACAUCUCAAGAUUAGAGCCGGCAAUGGGUCGAUUCGUGUCGGGUUGACUAUUUUAAACGGGUUAAAUUACUCAACUCUAACUCGACCCGUUUAUUAUCAUAUCGGGUUCGUGUUAACUCGUUUAUCAUCGUGUCGGGUUCGGGUUGACUAGUGUUGAUCCGUAUACAUAAUUACGUCUAAUUUCUUGAUUCAAAUUAAAUAAUUUUUUGUUUUGUUGUCGUGUUAUAUUAGUUUUUAUUGAUUUGAGUAUAAAUCAGGUUGAAUUAUUUAAAAUUGAAUUUAGUUUAAAUUAAUUUAUGAAAAAAUUAUUAAAUUAUGAUUAUUUUAUAUGUAUAAUAAAUAUAUUAAUCAAUAUUAAUAUAUUAUAAUCGGGUUGUCGUGUCGGAUUCGAGUUGAGAGUCUCAACCCUAACCCGACCCGUUUAUUAUCAUGUCGGGUUCGUGUCAACAUGUAUACAUAAUUGGGUUGAAAUAUUUGACCCAAAUUCAAUUAUUUUUUGUCGGAUCGUGUCGAAUUGUCGUGUCGAGUCAGUUUUUGCCAGCUCUGCUUCCAUUGUUAUUCUCUUUAUGCUCCAACAUAGGGAAUAAAUAUGAUCAAUCUGUGUUUUUCCAUAUUUGAAGUCUAGGUGGAAUUUGGGUGGUGUUUUAUUUCUUUUUUUUUUGUAAGAUUUUGAAGUUGGGCUUUAGGUUUUGAAUACUAAAAUUAUAAUUUGAAAUAGUUGUUUUGAAUAUAAAUAUUGAAAAAUUGAUUGUAGGUUUUGAAGUUUGAAUACUAAGAUUUUGAUUGAUAAUAAUUGUUACAUAGCAAGACUUGCAUACCUUUCUCCUAUUUUUUUUUGCCAAUAAUAUGACGUGUGUUUUCAUGAAAACUACCAUAUUCAAUGCUAUUUUUUAGUAACAAAAUUUAAAUAUAUAACAAUUCAAAAGAAAUAGAUGAAAUUAGGUUUAAAAAUAUUUUUUUCAAAAAAAUAUUAUAUGCACUCGUUACUUUUUGUAUUAUCUACACAAUUUUAUAUACUUUACAUUUAUUACUUUUGUAUUAUCAAAACAAUUUUUUACUUUUAAUCAAAUUAUUAUAGUCAUUGAAUAUAUGUAAGUUUGCUUUUCAAAAUUAAUAUUAUUGAAAGUAAUAAUACUACUACAUAUUAUAGACUUUAUUUUAUGUCGGAUUCUAAUAAUGCAUAGUAAAUAAGUAUAUGAUUACAUUAGGGUGUGUUUGUUUGGGGGAUUGAAUUAUAUUUCCUCUGUUCAUCCUAUUUUUUCCCUCCAAAAAUAUCAAAUUAAACACCUAUUUUUCAUUUUUUAUAUUAUACUAAAAAUCAAUUUUACAUUCAAAACAUCACAUCAACACCUAUUUAUAUCACAUCAUAUAACUAUUCAAAUUCAAAAUUUUUACUAUUCAAAUCCCAACUCAAAAUUCAAACCUCCAAACAAACACAUAGAAUCAUAUUAUGUGACUUAGUUAUCCAAGGUCAGUUCUAAAGCUAUUUUUUUGUGUUGUUACUGUGCAAAAAUGGUGCUCUCUCUAUUUUUUUUUUUUAAAUUUUAAUUUUUACAUUAAUUUUAUAUAUUUCUAAAUUUUUUUAAAAAUUAUUGUAAAUCAUAAAAAAAUUGUUUAAAAUAAUAUGUAAAAUAAAAUAUUUGAAGAAUAUUAGCGAAAAAUAAAAUUAUAAUAUAAGUAAAAAUACCGUAGCAAUUGGAUUUUCUGGAUUAAAACGAUAUAAAUAAAAUUUAUGAGUUAGAAAAUGGUUUAGGGCUUGUUCUUUAAGUAAAAUUUAUUUGGGUGAAAUAAAAUUUAAAAUAUUUUCAACACAUCAAAAAAAGAAAGGCAUUAUCAAAGAAAGUAUUUUAUUACUAAUGCUUUUGUAAUUUGUGUUAAAACUUUAUAAAUUAUAUUAAAAAAUAAAUUAUCUAAUAAUAAUUUAAAAAUUUUAUAAAUUUUUGAUUUGGUAUCUCAAUUAUCUUUUUCAAUUUAAAUUUUAAUAUAAUAUAUAAAAAUAAUAAUUAAAAAAAAAAUUAUAUUUUAAACUAUUUUAAUUAUUACUAUUAUACAAACCGAUAUUAAGUAUCAAGUCUAUCCGGACUCAUUGUAAAUUUGAAAAUCUGAUGGAUUUUUUUUUAAUAGAUAAAAAAAAAAAGAAAAAAAAUUACACCCUAAUACUUUGAAGGAUUUUUCGAACCUCACAAUUAUCAUCCUUUAUAAAGACCAUUACAGAACUAUUUUCCUCUCAUAAAACUUCAGCACCACCCCAUAGUUAUUCAUCGUUAAGUUCUGAAAUCACUUAGGAGGUAGGAGGUGUGUUUAUUCGUGGAUUUUGGUUUUGGUUUUGAACAGAUAUAAAUAUGUAUUAACGUAAUAUUUCGAACUGUAUUAUAAUAAAUAAAAAAUAAAUAUUUGAUUUGAUUUUUUUGAAAGAAUUUUUUUUAAAAAAAAAUAAUAAAACCAAAACCGAAAU